This is a messenger RNA of Rhinichthys klamathensis goyatoka, 3635 nucleotides long. RefSeq names its product exocyst complex component 5 (gene exoc5). Lineage: Eukaryota; Metazoa; Chordata; Actinopteri; Cypriniformes; Leuciscidae. The coding region runs from base 157 to 2283 and encodes 708 amino acids. The record is from RefSeq and is a predicted model, not a curated record. The transcript has 18 exons. Gene Ontology annotation, cellular component: exocyst; cytoplasm. Gene Ontology annotation, biological process: Golgi to plasma membrane transport; exocytosis.
CCCCCUUUUUCUGUUUCCGGCCCGGUCAUGGCAGCUGGAUGCAGGAAGCAACUGUUUUCAGAAUAGAUAUAAACAACAAGAAGGAAAUUAUAGUUUCGAAAGACGCUCUUUAAGGAGUAUUUGCGGACUUACUUUUGCUUUCUGGCGCCUUGAAAUAUGGCUACGACAGCUCAGUUAUUCGAGGAGCCGUUUGAUGCUGAUGAGUAUAUUGAGAGACUGGCAUGGAGAACACCUGGAGGAGGUUCCAAAGGAGGUGCGGAGGCGUUUGACCCCAAAAAGUUGCUGGAAGAGUUUGUGAACCACAUUGAGGAACUAAAACUGCUGGAUGAAAGAAUCCAAAGGAAGGUGGAGAAGUUGGAGCAGCAAUGCCACCGGGAAGCCAAGGAGUUUGCCCACAAGGUCCAAGACCUGCAGAGGAGCAACCAAGUAGCUUUCCAGCACUUCCAGGAGUUAGACGAGCAUAUCAGUUACGUGGCCACCAAGGUGUGUCACCUGGGAGAUCAGCUGGAAGGAGUCAAUACACCAAGACAGAGGGCAGUGGAGGCUCAGAGACUCAUGACAUACUUUAACGAGUUCCUGGAUGGAGAGCUGCGUAGUGAUGUCUUCAACAAUCCUGACAAGAUAAAAGAAGCUGCAGACAUCAUUCAAAAGUUGCACCUGAUAGCUCAGGAGCUGCCGUUUGAUAGAUUUUCUGAUGUCAAGGCCAAGAUAGCAAGUAAAUAUCAUGACCUUGAGCGUCAGUUAAUCCAGGAGUUCACCGCAGCUCAGCGACGGGGAGAGAUUGGACGCAUGCGUGAGGUGGCAGCAGUCCUGCUACAUUUUAAGGGUUAUGCCCACUGUGUGGAUGUCUACAUCAAGCAAUGCCAAGAGGGAGCGUAUAUACGGAAUGAUGUAUUUGAAGACAUUGCUGUUCUGUGUCAGCGGGUUAAUAAGCAGGUUGGGGAGGUCUUCUGCAGUCCAGAGACUGUCAUGGCCAAACUGAUUCAGAGCAUCUUUGAGAACAAGAUACAGGCUCAUGUUAAAGAAAAACUAGAUGAGACCCGCAACUCUGAUGUGGAGCAAUACCUCAAGAACCUCUAUGACCUCUAUACACGGACAACGGCACUGGCUGCUAAACUCACAGACUUCAACUUGGGCUCAGACAAGCACACAUUUCUAUCUAAGCUGAUAAAGAAUAUCUUCUCCUGUUAUCUGGAGAGCUACAUAGACAUGGAGCGACAAUAUCUGCAAAACCGCAGCGGCAUGAUUCUUCAGCGCUAUUAUGACUCUAAGAACCACCAAAAACGCCCUGUAGGCACUGGAAGUAUCCAGGAGCUGAAAGAGCGGAUCAGACAGCGCACUAACCUGCCGCUGGGACCUAGUAUUGACACACAUGGAGAGACUCUCCUCUCACAAGAGGUUGUUGUCAACCUGCUACAGGAAACCCGGCAUGCCUUUGAAAGAUGCAACAAGUUGUCGGAUCCAGCAGAUCUACCAAAAAAUGCCUUCUCCAUUUUCCUGAUUUUGGUGGAGUACCUGUGUGUGGACCAUAUAGACUACGCUCUUGAGAUUGGGCUGUCAGCCAUCCCAUCGGCGGAUGCCAAAAAUGCCAACCUCUACUUUUUGGAUGUGGUUCAACAGGCCAACACAAUCUUUCACCUCUUUGAUAAGCAGUUUAACGAUCAUCUUAUGCCUCUUAUUAGCUCCUCUCCUAAGUUGACGGAGUGCCUGCACAAGAAGAAAGAGGUGAUCGAACAGAUGGAGGUGAAGCUGGACACCGGGAUUGAUCGGACACUAAAUUGCAUGAUAGGCCAGAUGAAGCAAAUCCUGGCGACUGAACAGAAGAAAACUGACUUCAAGCCAGAAGACGAGAACAAUGUCAUGAUACAGUACACUACAGCAUGCUCAAAGGUGUGUGCCUAUGUGAGCAAGCAGGUGGAGCGUGUGCGGAGGUCCAUGGAUGGUAAGAAUGUGGACACGGUUUUGACCGAGCUGGGUGUGCGCUUCCACAGGCUGAUCCAUGAGCACCUGCAGCAGUUCAGCUACAGCUCCAUGGGUGGCAUGCUUGCUAUCUGUGACGUGGCAGAAUACCGUCGCUGCGCCAAAGAUUUCAGGGUCCCUCUGGUGCUCCAGCUGUUUGACACGCUUCACGCUCUGUGUAACCUCCUGGUCGUCGCUCCGGACAACCUCAAACAGGUGUGCUCUGGAGAGCAGCUGACCAACCUGGACAGGAACCUCCUCCACGCUUUCGUUCAGCUGAGAGUAGACUAUCGCUCCGCCCGACUGGGCCGGCAUUUCAGCUAAUGACUGACGGGGCUGUCCCAUCACCGCACUGCCGUCCGUUCAGCGCUGCCAGAAACACAAGUGGCCAAACUAGAGUGUCUUUGUCAAUGAUUCAGUGUGGAAAUUAAACUUUGUGUUUAAAGAACAAAAGAGCAACUGUUUCAAAGCCCAACACGUCCCAGGUUGCUCCGUUUUAAGUUAACCCUUUUUGUUCUACAUGCACGUUUUAAUGCGAGCAUAUAGCGUUUCAUCUCAGAUUUGCUCAUAUUUUGUUCAUGAUUUUAAACAUUUCAGAGGAUAAAUAAGAGUAGAUGGAUGUUUUGUACAUUUUCCUUGUGUUUCUGGCUUCUAAUGGAGAGAGGAUGAUGGUAGAUGAACUGAGGUGGACCACUCGAAUGGACUUGGGUGGUCAAGAGACUCCAUUUUUAUUUGCUUUUAUUUUGAUUAUGCCAAAUCCAUCCUCUUCUGGGACGAAAGGGGCGGUCCAGCACGCUGCUCUGGAUCAAUGAGUUUGUCCAGCUCAUUUCACUCAGGCUCUUGUGCACACAUAGGGCUUCACAGAGAUGACAGUUACUGUUUUGAGUUGAACAAUGCAGGUGUUAUACAAAUGUUCAUUUCAUUUCCUAAAUUAAUGUCACACUCUUACAAAUACAAUUGUUUUAAACACGAGUACAUGAACUAGUUUAGUUUUAAGAUUCAUUUAGAGCUGUUUAAUGCUGAAUCCUGUCGAUGAAAUUACAUUAGAAUGGCGUUUUAAUUUCUGGCUGAUUUACAUGCAAACUUCCAAAGCUGGCCUUUCCCCGUGUGCUCAAUGCUAAAAUAAUAACCUCAUACAUGAAAUACAAUGUUUCUGAGAUGUAAAUGAUAAUUAUUGCAUCUGUGCUAACAACCCUGCUGCUCACUAAAAUCAAAGUAAUAUUUGCAUACACUCAUAUAGCAUUCACAUAAUUAAUGAAGAAAUGAUUGGCGCACAGCACAAUAUGAGGCAAACAGCUUUGAGAGUUGUAUGAGGUUUCAAAGGGCUGAGGUCACAUGGUGUCGGGAUUUUGCUCUGAUUCUUUCUUUGCUUUUUGUAUUCUGACAUUGUAUGGUCACAAACUAUUAAUCCAAGAGAGUUUCAUCUGACAGGGCAGGGGUGUGUUGAAUGCAGUUAUGUCAUAUGACUAGUUGAACUAACCCUUAACCUCUGUUGAAGAGGCAGGGGUCACGAUCUGUGACCUCUAGGCAUGACCUAGGUGUGCGAGUGGUAGAAAGGAUUAGGUGAUUCUGUUAUACUGUACUGAUUUCAAACAUGAAUUUAUGUCAAAAUGAUGCUACAUAUGAGCUGAUUCCUCUGUACAAGCUGCUCAUUAUAAUCAGUUAUUUCCAUAAAU